This is a messenger RNA of Pelobates cultripes (western spadefoot toad), 5498 nucleotides long. The record is from the annotation of a GenBank genome assembly. Lineage: Eukaryota; Metazoa; Chordata; Amphibia; Anura; Pelobatidae.
AAUUAGACCUUUAUAAGCCAUGCAGGCACUCCGUAUCUGAUUGGGCACGUGCCCAGAAAUGGGUGGUUCAAUCCCUAUAUUUACCGGUGGAAAACUUUCCUGAUCACGAGAGCACCUGAGCACCCUGAACUGGUAAGGAAGCUUCUUGUAUUAUGUCAAAUAUCAGCAUAAUAUGAGAUUUAUAAAUGUGGGUCGCAAUUUGUAUUUUCUUUGAUUUUCUGUAACUUCCCAGGAAUUUAAAAUUGUUUGCUCAGGCUGUAUAUUUAGCUAUAUGUUUUAUAUAUAUAUAUAUAAAAUAAACUUAAAUGUAGAAAUCCACAUUUGUAUUGUAGAACUGGGCACCUCCAUAUUGGUUCCCUGUCAAUUGUCUUGUUUGCUAUUACAAACAGGAAAUAUAAAGGGGGAAAUCUGAAUAAUAUUUCUGUUCUGCUCUUCAUUUGCAUUGUGUGCCAUGCUUGUGCCAGGAUGGAGCUGUUGCUUGCGAAAAUGUUAUUAUACAUUUUAAAAGAAAACGGCACACAUAGGGACUUUUCAGUGUUUUAUUCAAUGGUGUUAUUUGCAGAGAAGUUUAAGUCAAAUGGCAGCAAGUAGGAGGAUUGGCAGAAGGGUAUGGCGGACAUCGUGUAGAAGUAAUACAAAGUAAAAAAUUUAAACUAGCGUAUUGUUUGUAUAGAACUGUAGGUGUGAUUCGGUAUAGGCAGCACCUCGGGAGUCAUCAGACCGGAGAGAUUUGGAUUCUAGUAAAGGAAAGAUUGGAGGAUCAGUGAACAUAUUAUUAUAACAGAAUAUUUAGCUGUAGAGAAGGACCCUCACCAAUGCUGACAUUGUACCGAGUAUAGAGAUUGUGAGAGUCCAGAACUGAAGGGAAUAGAUGAAUCCCGAAUAAGGAAUAUUGAGUUGUCUGAAGAGAAAGUGCAGAUACAGAUUUUGGUUCAGAUAUUUCAGUGGUGGAUAAAUGGUAAAGACCGACCAAAUGAAUGGAAACUGCAGGGAAUUGUGGAGGGAUAGAGAACGCAAUGGAAUUUUGGCUUCUUUUUAAUCACUCCAGUCAUGGACCCGAGUACAUGGCUGUUAUCCAUGAUGCUUGAAGGGGAAUAUGUGUUAUAAUUUUAAAAGAUUACACUAGAGUAAGACCAAUGGUGUUAUAUAGCGAUAAAAUAUUAUAGGAAAAGAAAGUCAGUUUCACUCUACCAUAAAGGAAAUACACAGGCCUCUCUCACUGGAGUAAAAUCUCUCCUGUUUAUUACAGUUUAGUAAAUCACAACCAGGGUUAAUUUUUUUUGUGUUGUAAAAGAAUAAAAAAACACCAAUUCUUCCAAGGUCGUCUACUGAAGUGAGAAUCGAAAGUGAAUUUGAAAUUUCAGGUCAAAAUAGUCCGUUAUGCUUUUAGUUGAGCUUCUCUGGCCUUAAAUUUGAAAUUUGAUUUGGUUUCACUUUGGUAUUCAGUAAAUAACCUUGCUGGUAACACGCUCUGCUUCUGUACCCACCUCUAGGCAUGUAUAAUAUGACGAGGGCACUACUUUAUGGCCGUCACAGCUGCUGUUAUUCUGACCAUUUCAUUAUUUUCCAGGCAGAAGACGAUAACCAUGAGGUUUGUCAUUGUAACUUUGUCGCUGCUGUUCCUAUCAGGUAUGUGGACGUUUGUUUGUGUAUGUUCGUAUAUUCUCCGCAAGUAAAAUAUAUGGCAAGGACAUCAAGUAUCAUUAAGGUACUACUGAAAUGGCCAAAGCUAAUACAAAGCACAUCAGGGGUUCAAUAGAAUUGACACAGAAGAAGGAUUCAGACAUUUAAUGGCCAGACCCUGCAUUCCUCGUCUUGCACACCUGGAGCUUAUUUGUCUGUGUACUGUAUUUAGAAUGUUUAUAUGUAUAUAUAAUAAUUAGUACACAUUUAAUCAAGUAAGCACUUACCUAUAAAUAUUUUUCUUGGUGGAAGAGGCUAGUUGCAACUGCAGUCCAGUAUGGAAACUAACAUGCAUCUCAGGCAGGUCAGGUUAUGUAUUGUCCAGUGCUGCCCCAGGUUAGUGCAGUUCUGCGAUAGCCGUGGGUCUGCCUUUUGGUCACUCCAUGAUCAGAACUAGUCAUUGUCCUUGUGAUGCUUCCGACAUGCUCUUGUUCCUGAAUGGUAAUUGAGGGGUUUAUUUAGGCAAAAAAAUUAAAAUUAAAACAAUCUAGAAAAAUUCUCAAAUUCCAUUAUAGCUAUGACUUGGCUAUUUUAGAUUCUGUUUUGACAUUCAGAUUUCAAUAUUCUGUAUUUGUUAGUUUAGUGAAGCAAUUUAAAAAAAAAUUUUUUUAUGAAUGAGUCUCUGUGGAACUCCAAACAAGUUAAUUGUUUAGAGGGUUACUCAUAAAACCCCUCUACUGACAUCAUUCCCCUCGCUAGAGUAGGACAGAUAUCAGGGAGGCCUGACUGAGGGGAGGACAUUCUGUGCUUGCCAAAGUCAAACGUCCAAUAUGCACAGAAUUCACAUCUAGCUCCGGCCUGUCUAAUAAUGCCUAAUGAUGCUACUGGAGGUGGGGUUACAACUCUGGCAGUUGAGGGGUUAAACUCUGCAUGUGCAGCGUUUUCAUCACCACUUCAAAUCAGUAAAGCUGGCAUGGUGCUUGGAGCCACCCGUUAAAUAUCCUUGAUUGUUUCCUUUUAUCGUCUACUAAGAAUUGCUCCAGAUAGUAGUUUGUAAAAUUAUAGUAAAAGCUCUUUCAGGUUAGAUCACGGCCAGGAUAUUCCAGUUCAGGUCUUGUACUAACACGGACACCUGAAUUGCAACCACCAAGCAACGUGUGAACUGCUCUCACUGUUUCUGUCACUCUAUCCUACAGGAACUCAUGGGGAUUUUCUGUGGCAGCACGAUGAACCUAAAACGCCUGAGCAAGAUGCUAGUGAAGUGAUAGCAAACCUUUUACACAACACCGUCAGGCUGGGAGAAGAAGUUUUGAAACAACUGGAGUCAUCAGAAGUUGCUAAAGAGUGAGUUUUAUCUAGUGCUACAUAAUAUCCAAUAACACUGCGUAUAAUACAGUUAUAUGUGUCAAAUUAUCCAGCACCGAACAUAACACAAUGAGAGAAGAAGAAAUAUGAUUGGAUGAAAUUUAAAAAGAUGGUUAAUCUCUCACCUCCAUCUAAUGCCACGUGUUGUCAAUCAUACUAAGGUAAUAAGAGAACAGAUAGCAUCGGUAAAAGAAAGGAUGAUCUAAAUCAGAAAAAUACAAAUUAAAUCAGUGUAAUAUCUCCCUAAAGUUAGAAUCAUCGAACUUAAAGUGAAUUCAAAUUAAAUUUCAAAUUUAAGGUCAAAGUAGCUGAUCUGGCAGUACAGCUGACUUGGAGUUUUAUCCAGUUUGGCAUUGAAUUUACUUUGAAUUCCUGACAAUUCCCAUUUUAGUGAAUAACUCUGAGAGUUUCUGCAUGUGCAGCGUUACUGUGAACAUUUCAAAGUGUGCAACACUAGUGUGAAUGCAUGUUAGGAAUACCAUGUGAUCAGUGUCCGCGAGUGCCUGUCAGUGUCAGCAUCAGUAUAAGUGCCUGUCAGGAAUACCAUGUGAUCAGUGUCUGUGAGUGCUUGUCAGUGUCAGCGUCAGUGUGAGUGCGUGUUAGGAAUACCAUGUGAUCAGUGUCAGCAGGUCUCUGUCAGUGUCAGUGUGAAUGUGUAUCAGAAACCUACAUGUUAUCAGUGUGAGCGGGUACCUGUCAGUGUCAGUGUGAAUGCAUGUCUGAUCUUUUGUAUGUGCAGAGUGUCAGUAUAAGUGAAUUUCCGUUUUAGUUGAACUAUUUACCCUAUUUAAACCCCUUCAAGACAAUUGCACUAUUAUUUCAUUCUCUAUCCCAGGCAUCUAUCUCCUUAUUGUCUGUAAAAUAGAUAAAACAGAAGUGAGGGAGAAUAUAUAUUAGAGAGGGAAGCAUUUCUUCCAACUCCCCCACAUGCUGCUGUUCAAGACCAUUAUUGGGUCAGAUGGAAGGAGAUCCUUAGAUCAUUGCACCUUGAGCAUGGCUGCAUCCUCAACACCAAGCCCUCAGUCCAUCAAGCACCAGGUGCUGAGCAGUCUAUUCAAUCAUGGCUGGAUAUAUAUGAUGUUUUUGCAUCCUCCUCUGAUGUCUAGUCACUUAUGAUGCCCACGGCUGGAUGCUGCUAACUGUGCAUUUUAUUCUAGAACCUCCAGAGAAGGUUGUAACUUUCCCCUUCAAGAGCACAGACAUCUCGUAUUCCGCCAUUGCCGUUGAUCACAGUUUGACAUUCCUCAUUGGUUGUCAAGCCUCUGAACCCCAUUGGCUUAUGUUCUGGAUAACACAUUCUUAUAAUUAUCUUGCUGAUCUGUCAUACACAGUUACAUAGUAACCCAAGUAUAAUAAUCUAGGUUUAAAAAAUGUAAAAACAUCAUCUUCUGCCUUUAUAAUACUAUUACGUUGCAUAUAAAUGUCAUGUUACACUUUUUUUUCUCUGUCCCCAAAUGAACUCCUCGUUUCUCCCUUCCAUCUUUUUGACUUGCUUUCUACAUGAUAGAUCUAGAUGAUUUUCCAUCUAGAAUUAAAAAAAAUAGGUCCUAUUUGUUAUGAUAACAUGUUUAUAACCUUAUUUUUUACAUUUUUUUGGUAGACUGCAUGUUAAGGAGAGAAUUGAAACUUUAAAAAAAAAUGCCGAUAUCUUUAAGGAAAAAGUUGAUGACUAUGUGGAUACUGUAUGGAAGGAAGUGGACAAAGAAAUUCAUGACAAUUACCCAGUGCUGAGGACGAAGGUGAUCCCUCUCCUUGAGAACUUCUAUAAACAAUGGGAAGCGUACACUGUGAGCUUGAAGAAGGAUGUUUCUCAUUAUACAGUAUCUCUUUUCUCCGAUAUAAAAAGAGGUCUUUUCAGCUACUUUGAAAAUUUGCGCCCCCUUGCAGAGAGUGGCCGUGACAAGUUACGUUCUGAAAUCGAAUCCCUGCGUUCAAACAUAGCUCCUCUUUUGGAUCAGCUUCGUGAGGAACUGGAAAGGAACCAAAAAGAACUAAAAGGUGAUAUCAAAGACAAGUCUAAGGAAGUGCAAGCACUGAUAGACAAAGGAGUUGACGAAUUGAGGGAACGCAUUAAACCCUAUCUAGAAAGUCUGAAGGAGCAGGUGUCUCCGGGGGCUGAGGAGCUGAAAAAGAAUUUGGAGAAACUGCUUGAAGAGGUCAAAGCAAAACUCUACAAAGAAGCUUAAAAGCACCUUUACAGGUUGAUGUAAGAAGGAAAGAGAUACACCCUUACAUUUCCCACCUCUCCAUCAUUACUAGACCCACCACCUCAGUCUAAUGAUGUUUGUUAACAAACAUAGUAAUUAUCUUUUCCAUCACUUAGUCUCACGUGAUUUAAUAGAUCUGAUCUCUUAUUGUGUUCUCUACCACUCAAUUUCUAUGUCGGUUUUCUUUAUUUUUCCCAUGGAUUCAAGCCCUCUAUAAGAAGUUAUCUCUUGAUGGUCUGUUGACAAUACUAUUUGUUUUAUGCAAAAAUAAAACUAUUUUCUCAAUUCUUCAUUUUUUUUAAA